AUGGGUAUCUUCGCGGAGGGCCCCGGACUGACGCAGUUGGGUCAGAAUCUUCCGGCUCGCCUUAUCAUCACCGUCAACUAUGAGUUGAAGUAUUGCUACGAUCUUCCAGUACCACCUGUCCUCGGGCGAAAGGCUGAAAUAUUGUCACGAGAGGAUCUCAUCAGCAAACAACUGGGGAGCGUAUUGAAGACUCAGGGAGAGCAGAAGGAGAUUCUACUUUACCUCCAAGCGUCCGCAAAAUUAAUUGAAGGAGGCAAGGUAGAUUGCCUAUCUUCUGCUCCAAUUGUUGAAUUGCAUACAGAAUUUCAAGCAAAGGACUUUACCUUCUCAUUUGAGUCCCAUGAUGGCCUCUUAAAACGCGGCACUGUCAACAGCGCUAGUCAAACUGUCUGCUACAAAAUUGAGUUGACCAGGUCGAUGCCAGAAUUUUUGAAGAUAUAUAAGAACAUUCAAGCAGGAGCAUACGUGCAACGGCUGUUUGGAACCGUCAAACUCGGCGAGAACUACUAUGUUGUGAUGCAAGAUCUAGAGGACGGCAAGACACUCGCGUCAGCAUGCAGAGAUAAUGGUUUACCAGAUACCCCAUUAGCUCGCGUAUCAUUGGCAUAUGAUAUCGCAAAGACGAUGGCUUGGUACCACAAUGCUCAGCUGCUACUGAAAUCCGUUUCCGAUCAUACGAUCGUUCUCCAAGAACUCUCAUCUGGGAGGUUAGCUCCGUUCCUCACGAAGUUGCAAAAUGCAAGGCACAUUCUUGAACAGACCACUGGUUUGAAGUACGAUGUCCGGUACGAAGCUCCGGAGUACGAUAGACUUCGAGAACAUUCUAAAUAUACGGACAUUUGGAGUGCCUUACAGGUCUGGUUCCAUACAACAUUUCGACCGAGGUCGGGGCAGAAGAUGAGAAUUACGCCAAAUUGCGCGAGAGCUAACCUCCCGGGAGACGUGAACGCAAGCGGCCUCUCUAACCUUGGAAGCGCUCGGGACUUGAUAGAGCAAUGCUGGAGCAGAAAUCCAUUGCUCAGACCAACUGCAGCUUCUGCUGCUGAUAUCCUACUUGACCUACGCGUUCAGCUAUCCCUAAGAGGUGCUGCAGAGGCUGAACAGGCUUCGAAACCGAAGGGCGAGGCCACAGUCGAGGAAUACAAGCCCAUUCAGUUCAAUAAUACGUGUAAAGCCGAAGCGAAGAAAGCCGAUAACGAUGAUGCCGACAAUUUAGACCACCGAAAGAUUGAAGAGGCUAUAAAUGCGGCUCUUGCCGUAGUAGUUCAUGCAAGGAAGCUUAACGAGAAGAAACAGGCGUUUCAACAGUCAGAAGAGCAUCUUUCUAAAGACCAAUUUCGGUUGUUAUCCGACAAAGGCGGAGACCGCAGCCCAGUUGAAAAUUUCUUGAUUGGAGCGGUCAUUUUCUGGAACGUCUGCGAUGUUGUUCAGGAAGAAAUCGAAUCUGCCAGGAUAGUAGGCUUGGCCCUCUCAGCCGAAGGAAUGCGCGCGCACACCUCAAUUACGUAUCUUCAGUCCGCAGCGGAGACAGGGUACACAGAGGCGUAUCUGGAACUCUUCAAAGCUCACGCUACUUUGGCUCGUGAAUUUCGCUCCAAAAGCUUUUGA
This is a messenger RNA of Trichoderma harzianum CBS 226.95, 1608 nucleotides long. RefSeq lists its product as hypothetical. NCBI's taxonomy places the organism in Eukaryota, Fungi, Ascomycota, Sordariomycetes, Hypocreales, Hypocreaceae. The record is from RefSeq and is a predicted model, not a curated record. The transcript has 5 exons. Bases 1 to 1608 code for a protein of 535 amino acids. Gene Ontology annotation, molecular function: ATP binding; protein kinase activity. Gene Ontology annotation, biological process: protein phosphorylation.